CUCAGAGUUCAUUCCUUUCACCUCAUUUCUCCACAUCUGUGUGAAAUGGUAGAGAAGAAGAUGAACUCUCUGGUAAAAUGGGUGCUCAUCCUUUUUUUCCUCAUCUCGCUCAUUCUGAACAUAGUCCUGAUCGGCAUUUACUCGGGGAGGUUGCCCAAAUGUUCCACACAGCGUGCACACCCGCUGCGGCGCGAGCAUGACGAGCGCAGCCUAAUUUUCGCAGAUCUCACCCUUGAGGAGUAUUUAGAAGUCCAACAAUUCAUGCUCAAGCAAGGUUUAGACAUAUCCACCAACCAGAUCACCAAACCCUCGGAGAACUUCUUGUUCCUGAUAGAGCUCUCACCUCCAAAGAAAGCGGAUGCUCUGGCUUUCUUGGACAGAAAAGGCCAAAAGCCGAGAAGAGAAGCGACGGUGGUGGUUUUCUUCGGCGCAAAAAACUUAAUCAGAGAGUACGUUGUGGGGCCCCUUCCCCACCCCAACUACCUCAGAGAUAUAACCUUUGACCGCUACGGGAUGAGUCUGACCCUCAGCAAGCGCCUGGUAACCAUCGGGGAGUACCACCUGAUGUUUGACUUCUUCCAGAGGGAAGUCUUCUCCAAGCUGGAGAAGCUCCUGAAGGAGAGCUUCGGCGUGGGUCCAGACAGACAACUGAACGCGUUUGAACAGAUGCCCCGUGGAGUCCGGUCCGGGGACAGGAAGACCUGGGUGUCUUUCUUCAGAGACAUGAGCGGGAUGUACAUACACCCGGUGGGCUUCGAGGUUCUGCUGAACCACGAGAGCCCGAACGCGUCCCAGUGGAGCGUGGACCGGCUGCUGUAUAACGGUAAAUACUUCCAGUCUGUGGAUGAGCUGAGAGGUGAAUAUGACAAGGGAAAUGUUAAGAAAAUAGUUUACAAAGAGUCUCGUGAUUAUGGCUCUCUGAAACCCAGGACGAAGCCUCUCCAGAUCGGCCCGCAGCAGUUUUACGCAGAGGGGAAGCGCUACAGUGUCCGGAACAACCAGGUCCUGUACCUGGACUGGAGCUUCGCCUUCGGGCUGAGCUCUCUCACUGGCAUGAGGGUGUUUGAUGUUCGCUUUAAAGAUGAACGGAUCGUCUACGAGCUGAGCGUGCAGGAAGCCAUGUCCGUGUACGGUUCGGUGACGCCUGGGAUGAUCAUGACCAAGUUUCUGGAUUCCAGCAUCGGGAUCGGACGCUUUGCACACGAACUAGUCCGCGGAGUGGACUGUCCAUACGAAGCCACAUAUGUGGACACGUACCGGUACAUCGACGUCCCGGUUCCGGUCCGGUUCCGAAACUCCAUCUGCAUCUUUGAACACAACAUGGGUCAGCCGCUGAGGAGACACUUCUCCGACUUCUUCCACAACAGCUACGGUGGGAUGGCGAACAGCGCGCUGGUGUUCAGGACCAUCACAGCCAUCGGUAACUACGACUACAUGUGGGAUUUCAUCUUCUACCAGAGCGGAUCAGUGGAGGCGAAGGUGCACGCGACCGGAUACAUCUCUUCAUCCUACUUGGUGGAUGGGAGCCUAAAAUACGGACAUCAGGUGGCAGAGAAGGUCCUGGGAAACAUCCACACACACUUCAUCAACUUCAAGGUGGACCUGGACGUAUCUGGUGUGAAGAACGUGUUCCAGACUAAAGACAUGAAGUUUGUUAACGUGUCACUGCCAUGGAUGACGGAUCACUACGCUAUGGUUCCUCAGCUGGUGGAGAAGCAGCUCCAGACAGAACAGGAGGCCGCCCUGCGUUACGACACCAAGACACCUCGCUACCUUCACAUAGCCAGCAACACCACCAACCGCUGGGGUCAUCAGCGCUCCUACAGGCUGCAAGUCUUCACCUUCGCCGGGGACCACUUACCGGAGAGCCAGACUGAAGAGAGGUCCAUGUCCUGGGCCAGGUAUAAGGUUGCCAUUACCAAGCAUAAGGACAUGGAGCAAACCAGCAGCAGUCUUUACAAUCAAAAUGACGUCUGGAGCCCGGCAGUCGACUUCAGCAAGUUUAUUGACGACAAUGAAAGCAUCAUUGAUGAAGACCUGGUUGCCUGGGUGACCACUGGUUUCUUACACAUCCCUCACGCUGAGGACAUCCCCAACACGGUUACAGUGGGAAAUGGGGGUGGGGUCUUGCUGCGACCCCAUAACUAUUUUGAUGAGGACCCGUCCAUUAACUCUGCAGAUGCGGUUCACUUCAGCCCUGGAGCUGAAGACAGCUGUGAUAACAACAGGAUGGCCUGCCUCGCUCAGGAGACCUGCGGCACCGUACGGGAGCCUUUCACCUACCAUGGUUUUAACGGAGUGAUGAAGUUUGAAGACUGGAUUUGAUUUGUUUUUUACUGAUACUUUUGAAGCCGUGAUGACUUUAGAAAUGGUUUAAAGCAAGAUAGAGUGAGUCUGACAUGGCACAUGUAUACUGUGUGUUUAUAGUUUCAUUAAUUUAAUUUAGUAAAUGUUAAAUCAUAAUCUGUUACCCAAACAGGUAAUGCAGAGAUGAUUUAGAUCAUGGUUCACUAAAUUAAGUAUCUAUAAGUAUCUAUCCACUUUAUCAGGUCCACCUUCUAGUACCAGGUAGGACCGCCGACAAUCAUGAAAAGUUCCAAAACAAGAAUCCUCAGGGGUUCCCAACCUUUUUUCCUCCGGGACCACCUUCAUACAUAUACUAAAAUGCCAUGGACCCCUGCUCCACCCUGUGCUGAAACCAUGCUGGUUUUAGGGUUUCAAAAGUAAGAUUCUCACCAUAUAUAAUGUGUUCUGGUUGAGUCCUGUCCUUUGAUAAAGCCAACGUUAACUUUAUUUCCUUAAAAUAGGGGAAAUUUGUGGACAUUAAUCAUAAUGGCUCUAAUGUUCAAAGCCUCAGGGACCCCCUGUGCUCUUUGGGGGGUCCCGGACCCCAGGUUGGGAACCACUGUGA
This is a messenger RNA of Melanotaenia boesemani (Boeseman's rainbowfish), 2911 nucleotides long. It is a transcript of the gene aoc2, whose product is annotated as amine oxidase copper containing 2. The record is from RefSeq and is a predicted model, not a curated record. Gene Ontology annotation, molecular function: copper ion binding; primary methylamine oxidase activity; quinone binding. The coding region runs from base 46 to 2325 and encodes 759 amino acids. Gene Ontology annotation, cellular component: plasma membrane. The transcript is spliced from 5 exons. Gene Ontology annotation, biological process: amine metabolic process. NCBI's taxonomy places the organism in Eukaryota, Metazoa, Chordata, Actinopteri, Atheriniformes, Melanotaeniidae.